Cajanus cajan (pigeon pea) is the source of this 1596-nucleotide messenger RNA. Its product is annotated as 5'-adenylylsulfate reductase-like 5. NCBI's taxonomy places the organism in Eukaryota, Viridiplantae, Streptophyta, Magnoliopsida, Fabales, Fabaceae. The record is from RefSeq and is a predicted model, not a curated record.
GGAGAGAGAAAGCGAUAUUUAAGUAUCUGAAUGUAAGAGAAAGAGAAAGAGAAAGAGAAAGAGAAAGAGAAAGAGAGUGUGCAACAUCGUACCCAUAAAUAUACACAUCAUUCCAAUUUUGAGCUGGAAAGCUUCCCCCUUUCUCCUCUCCUCGCAAUCGCAACAAAAAUAUCAACAACCACCGUCACCGCCACCACCACCACCACCGUCACCACCGUCGAACGCAACACGAUAACCUAAAACCUUUUAUUUUUUUCUCAAUUUCCCCGUUUUGCCCUUCGCUUUGUAUCGUAUUUAUUCUCCCUGCCCUUCCUCCAUGGCUGCUUCGUUUCUUCUUCUUUUUUCUCUCCUUUGCGUGGUUAUGCUUCAAUUCGCGUCUGCGUUUUCUUCUUCUUCCUCCUCUUUGUGCCUUCCGGAGCCGCUUUCGUUUCGCUUCAAUCUCCAAUCGCAGUGCCCAAUCUCGAUCCCGUCGAAUCCGCCUCUUCAGGUGGAUGGAAAAUUUGUAGAAGGAAUUCUGUCUGGCAGAAACAAGAUAGAGUAUAUUUCUAUACUCUUCUAUGCUUCUUGGUGCCCAUUUUCUCGCGAAAUGCUUCCUCAAUUUGAAAUUCUCAGUUCCAUGUUUCCUCAAGUAGAACAUUUUGUUCUUGAGCAAUCAUCAGCUUUGCCCAGCUUGUUUUCAAAAUAUGGAAUCCAUAGCUUGCCUGCAAUAUUACUAGUAAACCAGACAUCAAGGUUGAGAUAUCAUGGUCCAAACAAUCUUCUCUCUCUUUCAGAAUUUUAUGAGAGGAACACAAGAUUUGAAGCAAUUAGUGAUAUUGUUGGUCAACCAAGCAACAUAAUGAGUGAUGAGAAUUCAACUACAAACCUGUUUGGUCUGUCUCUGAAAGAAACAUGGAGCAGGGAACCCUACUUGUUAUUCUCUGUAUUGUUUCUCUGCUUGAGGUUACUUCUUUUUGUAUUCCCGAAGAUCAUAUCGCGUCUUCGAGCAUUCUGGGCUUCCAGCAUUCCUCAUCUGAACAUACAAAUAUUUGGUGAGACGAGCCAAGUGAUGGGACGUGUGCUUCAGGUGAUCGAUGUCAGAAGGGUUUGGACUAAGCUAAGACUCUGCAAGACGAGGUAUUUUCAUGAAAGGGCAAGGAGUGCCGGCGUUUGGGCUUCAUCUCUGGCUUCAGUUUCUUUGGGUGAGUCAUCAUCAGCUAGGUCAUCAGCCCAAGGUUUGAACUAACAACCUUAUUUUGAGGGUAGUUAAGAGUUUACUUCAUCAGAUAAUAUUAUAUCCUCAGGCUUGCAAGCAGUGAAGCUUGGCAGCACAUAGUCUUCUUCUCUCUUGCUAAUUUUGUUGUUAGUCAGUCCUAAUAGCCAAAUGUUAAAUUAUGUUUUAAUCUGGGUUUUGGGAGGAAGCGAACAGGCUUGUAAAUUUGAGAAGUGUUUCCUUUCGUGUAAAUUAGUUGUUUCUGAAUGAAAUCAUACACACGUUACUGUGAUGUGAUAUUAGAUCCUUCUCAACUACCCCUCCCCAACACCCCAAUUAGCUCCACUAAAAGCAAUUUGAAGCACAAUCAACUUCAUUAUUUUCAUUCUGGAAGAAAGAAAAAA